Molecule: messenger RNA, 1641 nt
Organism: Syzygium oleosum
Lineage: Eukaryota; Viridiplantae; Streptophyta; Magnoliopsida; Myrtales; Myrtaceae
Product: WRKY transcription factor 71-like
Exons: 3
Coding region: 195-1181 (328 amino acids)
Biological process (GO): regulation of DNA-templated transcription
Molecular function (GO): DNA-binding transcription factor activity; sequence-specific DNA binding
Source: RefSeq, a predicted model, not a curated record
GACUCUCUCUCUCUCUCUCUCUCUCAUCAGCCUUCUUUGUCACGGAUACAAAGCUUUAAGGACCAUUCAUAAAGCGCUCCCCACUCGGCUGUUUUCUCUCCACAACACUUGCUCUCCUCUGUGCUCUAACUUUUUAGUUUCUUCUUGUUCUUUUUGUUUUGGUCAAAUUCUUGUUCUUGAUCUUCCUCUCCGGCAUGUCCGGCGGCAAGAACAAUGACCCUUUUAACUACAAUCCUUUCUACAUCCCCGACAACAUUGGAGGAGUCAGCCACCCGGAGUUUCGAUUCUUCGAUGACGAUAUCACUAAUCUCUCCAUGUUCACUCAUCAUCAACAAGCUCCACACAACCCCGGGCAGUACAUGAGCUUCACCGGCUGCUUACGCGGUUCGGCUGAUUACAACACCUUGUCAAGAGCCUUCGAUGUGUCUUGCUCAUCGUCCGAGGUGAUCACGCCAAACCUAGAAGAGGGCGGUUCUUCAAAAAAGUGUGCGGUCACUGAGUCGUCAGCUGCGGCGAGCGAAAACGGCCCGCUGUCUCCAUAUUCUUCAGUGUCUUCGUCUUCUAAAGAAGCCGCGGUCGAAGAAGAUGGAGAUAACAGCAAGAAAGAUGAGGAUGAUCACAAGACCGAGUGUAAUGAAGAUGAUGACAAGUCCAAAAAGGGGAAUAAGCUGAAAAAGAAAGAGAAACGCCCGAGGGAACCGCGGUUUGCCUUUUUAACGAAGAGCGAGAUCGAUCAUCUCGAAGAUGGAUACAGAUGGAGAAAAUAUGGACAAAAGGCGGUCAAGAAUAGCCCUUAUCCGAGGAGUUACUAUAGAUGCACCACUCAGAAAUGCACCGUCAAGAAGCGAGUCGAGAGAUCGUUCCAGGACCCAUCAAUUGUGAUCACGACAUAUGAGGGCCAACACAACCACGAGUGCCCGGCGAACCUCCGAGGCAAUGCGGCCGCCGCCAUUUUAUCGCCUUCAUUUUUUGCGUCGCCAUCAGCAAUGGGACCGAGCUUUCCUCACAAUUUGUUCCUGCCUCAGUUGCUUCAGAUGAGGAAUCCGAAUCGAGCUGACUCUAGCAAUCCCAUGAUGUUCUAUCCGCAAACCCUAGCUCCUCAGCAGCAACAAUUCCAGCUUCCUGAUCAGGGUUUGCUUCAUGACAUGGUCAAUUCGUUCGUCCAGAAAAAGGAGCCGUGACUGGUUAACCCACUUUUAUUGCUGUAAGUCGAUAUGGUAUCCGAACCGUAGAUAGGUCAUGGCCUAUUAUAUUUGUGAAAUUCUUGUCAAGACCUGGUAGACAUGGACACAUAGCAUGAUUCGGUUAUCGAUUGUGGAAGAUCCUGAGUGCCUCUUGGCAUGCUUUAGUGGCCGAUGUGGCUCAGUCCAUCAAUUCUGAUAUUACCUGCAUUGCUAAGGGAAACAGAAUUUUCAGUUUCUCGAGUGAAGCGCGGGAACGACCCGUGCUAUAGGAUUGAGAUGACCGUAAGGAACUUGGAGACAAAAUGAGAAGGCUAGAGUUACAGUUGCACAACUGAACUUAACCCUUUGAUUGUUUGAUACACAGCUUCCUCUUCACAACUCUUUUUUCCCCAGGUAAAUAAAAGUAUGUUGCUGUAAAGAUCAUCAGAUAUAUGCCCAAGAUUAUUCUUUUGCGAUA